This is a messenger RNA of Orbicella faveolata, 2149 nucleotides long. RefSeq names its product von Willebrand factor A domain-containing protein 7-like. Lineage: Eukaryota; Metazoa; Cnidaria; Anthozoa; Scleractinia; Merulinidae. The record is from RefSeq and is a predicted model, not a curated record.
CGCCAUGAACUCCAGUCCUCUGCCCGGUUCCCCGCUCUAUGUCUUUACAGAUGCUUCCGCCAAAGAUGACACUCCAGAAAAUAUCGCUGAGGCUGUUACAUUUGCUCAGGCAACGGGGCUGACCAUAAACUUUUUCACGACGGGAUUACGCCUAUGUGGAAAGUCUUCUUACAAGCCGUUUGAAGACCUAGCUAGAGAAACCUGUGGUCAAAUGCUUUAUCUCCCCUCUAGCUCAAAGCUAAAUCCUCUCCUCCAUAACUGGGAUUUCGCUGACAGGAACAACAUGCCUCUGCGGUGGAGGUGGUGCCAACAGCAGUGGUAAAAGGAAGAGAAGUACAACCAGAGAGUAUACAAUCCCUGUCGACGACUCAAUCGAAAAGAUCAUUGUAACAGUAACCACGGAAAACACGGGCCACAAAAUCACCUUAAAGGAUCCUUUGAGGCACGUUGUUUCCUCGGGAAAAAUUCUUUUUCCUCGAGGGGCUUUGUAUGAAAUUAAUGGCCCUAGGCCUGGAUCGUGGAAAUUGAGUAUCUCUGGUACAGGGAAGCACACGUACCUGGUCAAAGGAUCCAGCAAAACAAACAUCGACUUUGACUUCUUCUUUGUGAUGAUUCCAAGCUAUGGAAGAAAUAGGAAGCCGAUACCUGUUUCUCACCCUCUACUUGGUGACACUGCGCAUGUCGUUUUGAUAGUCACGGAAGCAGAAAAAAUCGAUGGAUCGUCUCUUACCAUCGCCCUUCUGAGCAUGGAUGGAAAGCUUCUUGGUACAGCCCCUGUUAAACCUGUUGGAACUAGUGGAGCCCAUUUCUCGGCUUCGUUCACUCCCCCGUCUGUCCCUUUCAAACUUAUGUUGAAAGGAAAGACGAAGAAAGGCAACCAGUUUGAACGCAACUCUCACAGUGUCGCUAAACCGAGCAACGUGCUGAUCCGAGUGGCGUACGCCAAAGAAGAAUACACAGUUCCAGUAAAGGGAAAUGGAUUUGUGAUGUUUAUCGUCCACAACAAUGGUCCAACUGAAGUCUUUGACAUCGAUGUCAAGGACACGGAGAAGUUCCAGCCAACGCUUACCCGCUCCACCAUCACAGUUCGUAAAGGUCGAACCAGUUUCUUUUCCGUCAGCUUCAAAGCAAAGAGCCCAGCGUACCCAGGUGGCACUAAUGCAGUGCUGGUAACUGUAACUGGAAAAACAUCAAAGACCACGGCUGGCCAUGUUGUGACUUUGAUGGUGACUUAAACUGCAUUGCCUGUGAAUGCUCUGACUGCGAAAAGAAAUUGGAAUGGAUAAUGGACUCUGACUUUGAACACUGAUCAGUUUUUAUUUUAUUUUAUUUGUUGUUUUUGCUUUUGGCUAUUUCUCAUGCUUUGCUUGCUUAAAUGUAGCCCGUUCCAAGCUUUAAUGAAGUUCCAAGUGGACCGCCUUUUAGGGUGAAGGAAUAUAGUGCAGGAUAAACUCGAAGAUUAUCUGGGAAGAAAUGUCCACUUCUGUGCCAUCUGGUCUAAAAGUUUUCAAUAGGCUACUCAGAGAAAUUUUGUCAGUUAUUUUAUUUUUGCGUAAAAUGGGGUAAGAUAAGUACUCAUUAUAAACUGUGGGCGAAAUUAAACAAUUAUAAACGAUAACUUGUUUCACCUGAGAGCCAAUCGAAUUGGUAAUAAGCAAUCUUUUUCAUCCAGAAGAGAUGUGUCAGCAGACAAUAGACCUUCACUAAAAUUUGCAGUAACAAAAUCAGACAAGUUUGAGAAUAUUUCCUGAUUAACCAGUCUUUAAAGAUCAAGUUUUGCAACUAAGUGGAAACACUCAAAGAAAGUAACGAACUUGGCAACUCUUCAACAAGCAAAUAUUGAUUGGGAAUCAGUCGCUAUUUUUAGUAAUAGCUUAAUUCGUGUCAGGAGCUGAUGAUUCGAUAAUGGUUAACAUGAAGGCUGAAACUGGCUAGUUUAUUAUAUAUUUUUACGAUAUUGAAAUGUUGUGUGGUGACGGGAUAUUUUGGAAAUUUGUACUUGGAUUUUUUUUAAUCUUAUAACGUGUAUUAAUGAAACAGGUUUUACUGACAGGGAUAAAAUGGUGUAAAUUAGGGAUUGCUUGGGCUCCUCGCGUUUUUAUUUGCUUAAUUUGGUUUAUGAAUAAAGUUCAAGGGAGUUAAGAACGUA